AUGCCUUCCUCAUCCGACUACAUACACCCCCUAGACCAUUCCGAUGCGCGAGACGGCUUCUCCGAUUCGGACGACGACUUGGACCUAGAGGAGCUAGACCCAAGCACAACAUCACCUCAACAGUCUCGUGAAUCCCGAGACUAUACUGGCCGCAGCAGAAACUAUGGACCGGGCAUCGCGCUGCGUAACUUGCGUGUCGGGGCGGGAAGUCGGUGGAGACGUAGCGCGUCUGGACGCGCGGACUUAGAGGAUGAUACCGAAGCACUGUUAGAGAAUGGGGAAGAACAAGGCUUGAGAGGCUCACAUGCUAGCUCCCGCAACCUGGAAGAUGAUGAUGCACCGCUCUUAGACCGCAGAGCCUCAACUCGCGAUUUCAUCGACGAGCCUCCCAAGAAGCGCAGCCUUUUGCGCUUUCCUGGAUUCAAAACUCCCAGCUUCCUGCAGAGUGCCUCUAAUCGACUUGGAUCGAACGAUACCAACUCUGUGAAUCAGCCUCCCCGUGAAGUGCUGGUCGGGCAGUACCAAACUGCUAAAUACCCGGCCAAUGUGGUCUCAAAUGCAAAAUACACACCUUGGAGCUUCCUACCGAGAACCCUUUACAACGAAUUCUCCUUCUUUUUCAACAUUUAUUUUCUACUGGUGGCUUUAUCACAGGUCAUCCCGGUGCUGCGAAUUGGUUACAUGUCGUCCUACAUUGCGCCCUUAGCCUUUGUGGUUUCAGUAUCAUUAGGUAAAGAGGCGCUCGAUGAUAUCGGUCGUCGGCGACGAGAUGCCGAAGCCAACGCCGAGGAAUAUUGCACCGUGGCGCUAGGAAGGUCCAAUGCCAUGGAGGUUACAAAAAAAUCACGAGAUUUGAAGGUUGGCGAUGUGCUCAAAGUCCGCAAGAAUCAACGUCUUCCAGCCGAUGUGGUGAUUCUCAAGAGCAUUUCGAACGAUUCUGGUAGCCCUCGCCAUUCUAUGAUGGAGGAGAGUGUUCCUAGCGCUCCUUCCGAUUUGCUUGAAUCAGCUCAGGGGUCCUCCGAGCCCGCAACCAACACCGCAUCAAAGACCGCCGAGUCCGCUGAAGCUUCAUUUUCAGGUGAUACUUUCAUCCGAACUGAUCAGUUGGACGGUGAAACUGACUGGAAGCUCCGUCUGCCCUCUGUGUUGUCUCAAUCGCUUCCUUUGGAUGACUUUUGCCGCCUACAUGUCACAGCUAGUGCUCCUGAUAAGAGAGUCAAUGAGUUUGUAGGAACGAUUGGGCUAGGACCACCCACGGGACUCUAUGAUGCUCACGUUGACAAAUCAUCCGGGUCCCCAGACAAUGGAAGAACAUCUGGGCCUGAGGAAACUCAAUCAUCUCCCUUGACGAUCGACAAUACCGCUUGGGCCAACACGGUCCUUGCCUCUAACACAGUCACCUAUGCUGUGAUCAUCUACACAGGAUCUCAAACCCGGGCUUCGCUUUCGACCUCCGCUUCCCGGUCAAAGGUCGGCCUAUUAGAAUACGAGAUCAACAACCUCACCAAAAUUCUCUGCGUCCUCACACUUACUCUCUCGAUCAUUCUUGUCGGGUUGGAAGGAUUCGAACCAACAAACGAUAAGAAAUGGUACGUUGCCAUCAUGAUCUAUCUCAUUCUCUUUUCCACAAUCAUUCCCAUGAGUCUUCGAGUCAAUUUAGACAUGGCCAAGUCGGUAUAUGGCCGAUUCAUCGAACGGGACAAAGAUAUCCCAGGAACGGUCGUUCGCACCAGUACAAUCCCAGAAGAUCUAGGAAGGAUUGAAUAUCUGCUUUCAGAUAAGACCGGCACGUUGACUCAAAAUGAAAUGGAACUCAAAAAGAUCCACGUUGGCACAGUGUCAUACGCCAACGAGGCAAUGGACGAAGUCUCGUCGUUUAUUCGUCAAGCCUUCGCCCUUUCAGGCAAGACCUUGAUAACACCCUCAACUGUCUUUGGAACCCAAGCCGGUCAUGCCACAGCGCCCCGGGCAAGAAGAGAGAUUGGCUCUCGGGUUCGGGAUAUCAUCUUGGCGCUUGCCCUCUGCCACAACGUCACCCCAACCACGGAGGAGGAAGAUGGCCAGAAGAUCACCAGUUAUCAAGCAUCAUCACCCGACGAAAUUGCCAUCAUUCGGUAUACCGAAGAGGUGGGAUUAAAGCUAGCAUAUCGUGAUAGACAGAGUAUCGUCCUGGAAUCUACGGACUCCCAGCAGGUCGUGGUCCGUGCUCGGAUCCUUGACAUAUUCCCCUUCACAUCUGACACCAAGCGGAUGGGAAUUAUUGUCCAAUUUCAGCAUAAUGAGAAUGUGCUCGAGUCCGACAAAGAAGAUAGUGAAAUUUGGUUCUAUCAGAAGGGUGCAGACACCGUCAUGACAUCUAUUGUUGCAGCCAAUGACUGGCUAGAUGAGGAGACCACAAAUAUGGCUCGAGAAGGGUUGCGAACGCUUGUUGUUGGACGCAAACGGAUCUCCGCGCAGCAAUACGAGGUCUUCUCUGCCAAGUAUAAGCAGGCAUCACUGUCUUUCCAAGGGCGAGAUGCUGGCAUGGCGAAGGUUGUGAGCGAAUAUCUCGAACAAGAUUUAGAGCUUUCCGGUGUGACCGGCGUGGAGGAUCGGCUGCAACGCGACGUCAAGUCGUCUCUAGAGCUGCUACGCAAUGCUGGUGUCAAGAUCUGGAUGCUAACGGGUGAUAAGGUGGAGACAGCACGUUGCGUCGCUAUUUCUGCCAAAUUAGUCUCCCGGGGCCAGUAUAUCCAUACCGUUACCAAAAUGACGGACAAGUCAACUGCACAAGAAGCCCUUGACUUUUUGCGCAACAAGACUGACUGUUGUCUGUUGAUUGAUGGCGAGUCCCUGAACCUGAUGCUCGGCCAGUUCAAAACAGCAUUCAUCUCUGUUGCAGUACUACUACCUGCUGUGAUCGCAUGCCGAUGCUCCCCAACCCAAAAAGCCGAGAUUGCCGACCUUAUUCGCCAACACACAAAGAAACGUGUCUGUUGUAUUGGGGACGGCGGCAACGAUGUCUCGAUGAUUCAAUCAGCCGAUGUCGGAAUCGGUAUCGUGGGCAAAGAAGGUCGUCAGGCAUCCCUCGCGGCCGACUUCAGCAUCACCCAGUUCCAUCACAUCACUAAGCUUUUAGUCUGGCAUGGUCGCAACUCGUACAAGCGAUCCGCCAAACUUGCACAAUUCAUUAUGCAUCGUGGCUUGAUCAUCAGUGUCUGCCAGACCAUGUACAGCAUCGCCAGUCAUUUCGAUCCCAAGGGCUUGUUCAUCAACUGGCUCAUGGUCGGAUAUGCAACUGUCUACACCAAUGCACCAGUUUUCUCACUCGCCUUUGAUCGAGACGUGGACGAGCGCCUUGCUAAUCUCUAUCCAGAGCUCUACAAGGAGCUCAAGACGGGAAAGAGUCUUAGUUACCGCUCGUUCUUCGGUUGGAUUUUAAUCUCUGUGUACCAGGGUGCAGUGAUACAGGGUCUUUCCCAGAUCUUAUUGGACACUAUCACAGGGCCGCGUCUCAUCAGUCUUUCCUUCACAGCCCUCGUCCUCAACGAGCUUGGCAUGGUCGCAACUGCAAUCACAACCUGGCAUCCAGUCAUGAUAUUUUGUCUGAUCGGCACUCUGCUUGUGUAUGCUGGUAGUGUUCCUUUCCUAGGCGAAUAUUUCGACCUUGGUUACGUGAUCACUCUCGACUGGCUGUGGCGCGUUGUCGUUGUGCUGGCUGUGUCCCUUGUCCCCGUCUGGGCUGGCAAAAUGAUCAAACAAUCGUGGCGCCCACCGAGUUACCGGAAAGUCCGUGGAUAG
Penicillium paradoxum is the source of this 3780-nucleotide messenger RNA. Its product is annotated as aminophospholipid-translocating P4-type ATPase NEO1. The coding region runs from base 1 to 3780 and encodes 1259 amino acids. Gene Ontology annotation, molecular function: magnesium ion binding; ATP hydrolysis activity; ATPase-coupled intramembrane lipid carrier activity. Gene Ontology annotation, cellular component: endosome; trans-Golgi network; plasma membrane. Gene Ontology annotation, biological process: retrograde vesicle-mediated transport, Golgi to endoplasmic reticulum; endocytosis; phospholipid translocation. The record is from RefSeq and is a predicted model, not a curated record. The transcript has a single exon. Lineage: Eukaryota; Fungi; Ascomycota; Eurotiomycetes; Eurotiales; Aspergillaceae.